AUGGCUCCUCACGCUAGCUCGGAUGCUCCCUUGAACGGGUCGGCUCGCCCAGAGGCGGCUCCCCUCUUCACCGUGCAGUCUCCCAACGUGGUCUACACCGACGACGAGAUCAAGAGUCGCUAUGCCUAUCAGACCACCGAGAUCACCCGCACCGCCGACAACAAGUUGGUGGCCACCCCCAAGGCCAUCGACUACCACUUCAAGGUCGACCGGAAGGUCGGCAAGGUGGGGAUGAUGCUCGUCGGCUGGGGUGGCAACAACGGUUCCACCGUGACCGCGGGUAUCAUUGCCAACCGCCGCGGUCUCGCUUGGGAGACCCGGGAAGGCAAGCAGAAGGCCAACUACUAUGGCUCCAUCGUCAUGGGCUCCACCGUCAAGCUGGGUACCGAGGCCCAGACCGGCGAGGAGAUCAACAUCCCCUUCCGGGACUUGCUCCCUAUGGUCCACCCGAAUGACCUGGUCAUCGGGGGUUGGGACAUCAGCAGCCUCGAUCUGGCCGCCUCCAUGGAUCGUGCUCAGGUCCUGGAACCCAGCCUCAAGGCCAUGGUCCGCAAGGAAAUGGCCGAGAUGAAGCCCCUGCCCAGUAUCUACUACCCGGACUUUAUCGCCGCCAACCAGGAGGAUCGUGCCGACAAUGUCGUCGAGGGUACCAAGGCCUCGUGGGCUCACGUCGAGCACCUCCGCAAGGACAUUCGUGACUUCAAGGCUCAGAAUGGCCUCGACAAGGUCAUUGUCAUGUGGACCGCCAACACUGAACGCUAUGCGGACUUGGUGCCCGGCGUCAACGACACUGCCGACAACUUGCUCAACGCCAUCAAGAACGGUCAUGAGGAAGUUUCUCCUUCCACCGUCUUUGCGGUGGCCUGUAUCCUGGAGAAUGCCCCCUUCAUCAACGGCUCGCCCCAGAACACCUUUGUGCCCGGUGCGCUGCAGUUGGCCGAGCAGCACGGCGCUUUCGUCGGUGGGGACGACUUCAAGUCGGGUCAGACCAAGAUGAAGUCCGCCCUGGUCGAUUUCCUGAUCAACGCCGGCAUCAAACUUACUUCGAUUGCCAGCUACAACCACCUGGGUAACAACGAUGGCAAGAACCUGAGCUCCCAGCGGCAGUUCCGCUCCAAGGAGAUUUCCAAGUCCAACGUGGUGGACGACAUGGUGGCGGCCAACCACAUCCUGUACGAGAAGGAUGAGCACCCGGACCACACCGUGGUCAUCAAGUACAUGCCUGCCGUCGGGGACAACAAGCGUGCGCUGGAUGAGUACUACGCCGAGAUCUUCAUGGGUGGUCACCAGACCAUCAGCUUGUUCAACAUCUGCGAGGACUCGCUCUUGGCUUCGCCCCUGAUCAUCGAUCUGGUGGUGCUGGCCGAGAUGAUGACCCGUGUCAGCUGGAAGGCCGACAGCGAGUCGGCCGAGUACAAGGGCUUCCACAGUGUGCUGAGCGUGCUCAGCUACAUGCUGAAGGCUCCUCUGACCCCUCCCGGUACCCCCGUGGUCAAUGCUCUGGGCAAGCAGCGUUCGGCGUUGAUCAACAUCUUCCGUGCCUGUGUUGGUUUGCAGCCCGAGUCGGAGAUGACUUUGGAGCACAAGCUGUUCUAG
Molecule: messenger RNA, 1596 nt
Organism: Penicillium diatomitis
Lineage: Eukaryota; Fungi; Ascomycota; Eurotiomycetes; Eurotiales; Aspergillaceae
Product: inositol-3-phosphate synthase INO1
Exons: 2
Coding region: 1-1596 (531 amino acids)
Biological process (GO): phospholipid biosynthetic process; inositol biosynthetic process
Cellular component (GO): cytoplasm
Molecular function (GO): inositol-3-phosphate synthase activity
Source: RefSeq, a predicted model, not a curated record